AGUUGGUUGGUUGACAGUCCUGGGGCAGAAGGGCAUCUGAGGAGGCAAGAGCCUGACUCUGGGGAUCCCUCUACCCAGAAGAGUCACCUGCUCACCCUGCCCCUUCACUUCCUUCUAGGACUAUGGGGGCUGGGGCCAGUGCAGAGGAGAAGCACUCCAGAGAGCUGGAAAAGAAGCUGAAAGAGGAUGCUGAAAAGGAUGCUCGAACGGUGAAACUGCUGCUUCUGGGUGCGGGUGAGUCCGGGAAGAGUACCAUCGUCAAACAGAUGAAGAUUAUUCACCAGGACGGGUACUCAUUGGAAGAGUGCCUAGAGUUCAUUGCCAUCAUCUAUGGUAAUACGCUGCAGUCCAUCCUGGCCAUAGUGCGCGCCAUGACCACACUCAACAUCCAAUACGGAGACUCUGUGCACCAGGACGACGCUCGGAAGUUGAUGCACAUGGCCGACACUAUCGAAGAGGGCACGAUGCCCAAAGAAAUGUCAGACAUCAUCCAGCGGCUGUGGAAGGACUCAGGUGUUCAGGCCUGCUUUGAUCGUGCCUCGGAGUACCAGCUCAACGACUCAGCUGGCUACUACCUCUCGGAUUUGGAGCGCCUGGUAACUCCGGGCUACAUACCCACCGAGCAGGACGUGCUGCGCUCGCGAGUCAAAACCACCGGCAUCAUUGAGACUCAGUUCUCCUUCAAGGAGCUCAACUUUCGGAUGUUUGACGUGGGUGGACAGCGCUCUGAACGCAAGAAGUGGAUCCACUGCUUCGAGGGCGUCACUUGCAUUAUCUUCAUUGCGGCACUAAGCGCCUACGACAUGGUGCUGGUGGAGGACGACGAAGUAAACCGUAUGCACGAGAGCCUGCACCUGUUCAACAGCAUCUGCAAUCACCGCUACUUCGCCACUACGUCCAUCGUGCUCUUCCUCAACAAGAAGGAUGUAUUCUCCGAGAAAAUCAAAAAGGCCCACCUUAGCAUUUGCUUUCCGGACUAUGACGGACCCAACACCUAUGAGGAUGCUGGCAACUACAUCAAGGUGCAGUUCCUCGAACUCAAUAUGAGGCGUGAUGUGAAGGAAAUCUACUCUCACAUGACAUGCGCCACCGACACACAGAACGUCAAGUUCGUCUUCGAUGCUGUUACCGACAUCAUUAUCAAGGAGAACCUCAAAGACUGUGGGCUCUUCUGAGG
This is a messenger RNA of Chrysochloris asiatica (Cape golden mole), 1177 nucleotides long. RefSeq names its product guanine nucleotide binding protein (G protein), alpha transducing activity polypeptide 1 (gene GNAT1). The record is from RefSeq and is a predicted model, not a curated record. The transcript has 8 exons. Gene Ontology annotation, molecular function: G-protein beta/gamma-subunit complex binding; GTPase activity; GTP binding. Lineage: Eukaryota; Metazoa; Chordata; Mammalia; Afrosoricida; Chrysochloridae. Bases 123 to 1175 code for a protein of 350 amino acids. Gene Ontology annotation, biological process: adenylate cyclase-modulating G protein-coupled receptor signaling pathway. Gene Ontology annotation, cellular component: heterotrimeric G-protein complex.